Solanum dulcamara is the source of this 1022-nucleotide messenger RNA. RefSeq lists its product as uncharacterized. Bases 183 to 464 code for a protein of 93 amino acids. The transcript has 3 exons. The record is from RefSeq and is a predicted model, not a curated record. NCBI's taxonomy places the organism in Eukaryota, Viridiplantae, Streptophyta, Magnoliopsida, Solanales, Solanaceae.
ACAAUUCUAAAGAAUCGGCAUAAAAUUCAGCUCCCUUGGUCCGACCCGGUUAUGGACCCAAUAACAGAGCUCAAGUUAUUACAUUCUAUGGUCACUUCUAAAAGAAAACAGUUCCCGAUCAUUCUCAAACCACGUCGUCCUCUCUAUUUCGGAAGACUAGAGAAGAGCCUUGCAUCAACGAUAUGGCAGCAGAAAAUGUCCAAAAUGAGAAGACACCAUCCCCUGUUACCCCAAAUCCAUCCAUGACUUCGUGUCGGAAGAAGAAGAGCGAACAAGUAACUUUUCUAGAAGAUAUCAAGGAUCACAUGGAUGAAUUCAUUCAUGCUUCCAUGGAUGAACACAAAACCUGCUUCAAGAAGACCAUCCAUAAGAUGUUUGGCAUGUCAAAAGUUGUUGCCGAAAGGAAUGCUGAGGCUAAAGAGGUUGAGAGUUCUCUGCCCCUGCAAACAACAUUGGCUGAGUAGGAUUUUUAGCAUCUCUUGACAUGAUGGGCUAGUAUCAAUAGAGUAGAAAAGAAUGGCAUCUGACAUUUCAAUAUGCUGUCAAUGUUCUAUUGAUCUAUGGAAAUUGGUUGAUAUUAUUGAAGUGGAUAGAUUCACUGGUUUUUUCUGCUCUUUGCACCAGUCAACUUGGUGGUGGGAUCGGGACUAUGAAAGAUCUACCAAGUGUGUGUUUCUUAAUCUAUGUUUCUCUGCUUUACACCCGUAAAGUUACUAUAUGUAUGUCAUUCUGUUUCUCAAAAGAUCAUUAGGAUGCUUGGAACCUAUUGACAUGAUGGACUAGGGUAUACAAGAAUGAUAUAUGACAACUGCCUAAGUUGUCAAUGUGAUGUAUUAGUAUUGCAAUUAUUUUGUAAAACUUGAUUUCAUUGAAGUGGUGUUACUUUGCACCAGUGAAUUGUUUGUGGGAUCAGGACUAUGAAAGAAUGACGAAAGUGCUUAAACUACCCUAAUGUUGUUCAAUGAAUCUCAUGUAACUAAGUUUCAAUAGAUAUGUUUCUACUACACCCAUAAAGAAAUAUA